Molecule: messenger RNA, 1581 nt
Organism: Centruroides sculpturatus (bark scorpion)
Lineage: Eukaryota; Metazoa; Arthropoda; Arachnida; Scorpiones; Buthidae
Product: pre-mRNA-splicing factor RBM22-like
Exons: 9
Coding region: 81-1412 (443 amino acids)
Cellular component (GO): U2-type catalytic step 2 spliceosome; U2-type catalytic step 1 spliceosome; Prp19 complex
Molecular function (GO): pre-mRNA binding; U6 snRNA binding; metal ion binding
Source: RefSeq, a predicted model, not a curated record
CUACUUGCCGAUCGAUUAAAAUUUGGCUAUAAAUAGAUAUAAUUGUGUAGCGAUCCGUUCAUAGAAGUCGUUUCUUCAAAAUGGCGACCUCGAAAAGUGCAAAUACUUAUAAUAGAUUGAAUUGGGAAGAAUCGGAAUUUCCUAUAUUAUGUCAAACAUGUCUAGGAGACAAUCCUUAUAUACGAAUGACAAAAGAGCGUUUUGGAAAGGAAUGCAAAAUUUGUUCAAGACCAUUUACUGUAUUUCGUUGGUGUCCAGGAGCAAGAAUGCGUUUUAAAAAAACAGAAGUGUGUCAGACUUGUGGUAAAAUGAAAAAUGUGUGUCAGACAUGUCUACUUGAUCUAGAAUUUGGUCUCCCAGUACAAGUUAGAGAUUAUGCCUCUAAUUUGAAAGAUGAGAUUCCAAAAUCUGAAGUUAACAAAGAAUAUUAUUCCCAAAAUAUUGAGCGUGAAGUCCAAAACUCAGAUAAUAAUCAACCAUAUGGUGCCCUUGGCAAAGUUCAAGCACCAAGUGAACUUCUAAUGAAAUUGGCAAGAACAACUCCGUAUUAUAAACGAAAUAGACCUCAUAUUUGUAGUUUCUGGGUAAAGGGAGAAUGUAGGAGGGGUGAAGAAUGUCCAUAUAGACAUGAAAAGCCAACAGAUCCUGAUGAUCCUUUAGCAGAUCAAAAUAUUAAAGAUCGUUAUUAUGGUUUAAAUGAUCCUGUAGCAGAUAAAUUAUUAAGGAGAGCUGCAGCAAUGCCAAAAUUGGAAGCUCCUGAAGAUAAAACAAUUACAACUUUAUAUGUUGGUAAUCUUGGAGAAAGAAUAACUGAAAAAGAACUCAGGGACUAUUUUUAUCAGUUUGGAGAAAUUAGGUCCAUAACUAUGUUGGCAAGACAACAAUGUGCUUUUAUACAGUUUACUACAAGAACUGCUGCUGAAUUAGCUGCUGAAAAAGCAUUUAAUAAACUUAUUUUAUGUGGUAGGAGAUUGACAAUUAAAUGGGGUAGGUCUCAAGCAAAAUCUUCUGUACCCACUACUAAAGAAGGAGAAGGGAAGAAAUUGGAACCAGUUCCAGGACUUCCAGGAGCUUUACCUCCACCACCUGAUGAAUUAACAAACAAUUAUUUCAAUCUUGCACCAACUGCACAAAAUUUACCACCGCCACCUAUUCCGCAUCCAGCAAUGAUGCCCCAUCCUCCUCCAAUGGGAAUGAGAUUUCCAACACCUCCAUUUAUGGGACCACCAGGUGUUCCUCCACCUGGACCACCACCACCCAAUCCACCACAAGUUCUUAGACCUCCAGGAGGAUUUCCACCACCACCAAUGCCAGCACCUCCUGUGACUCCUGCAAAUCGUUCAGGAAUUCCAAUCCAUUAUCCAUCACAAGAUCCACAACGAAUGGGAUCAACGGGUAUAGGUGCAACGUAAUUACAAUGCCAAAUAUUUUUUUUUUAUGAUUCAUGACAUAAUGCUCUGUAAGAAUAAAAAGUGCAAAGUUAUUCAUAGUGGAUUUUAUGAGACUUUUUGAUUUGAAAAAUCAUCUAUGUAUUCAUAUGAAAGUAUUAUAAAGUAAAAUAUAUAUAUAUAUACACCAUCA